UAAUGUCAUAUCAUCAUGGCAUCAGUGUAGUAAAGAACAUAUAUAUACAACCAUAUAUCUCAAGACAAUCGAUCAAGCAUUGUUAAUUGUUAGUAAUUAAUCAAGAGCCCGUAAUAGUAAUUAAUUAGCUAGUUUACCAUCAUGAAGUUCUUGGUUAUUAGCAAAGUUGGUGUUUUAGUUCUAGUUUUGCUGGCCACGAGCGCAGCCAUGGCACUAGGCCAAGGCACGAGAGUGGGGUUCUACCAAUCCUCGUGUCCGGCGGCGGAGCAAAUAGUAAAAGCGACGGUGCGGUCGCAUUACCAGUCGGAUACCAUGAUUGCGCCCGGGCUGCUGAGGAUGAUCUUCCACGACUGCUUUGUGCACGGUUGCGACGCUUCCGUUCUCAUCACCGGCCCAAACUCCGAGAGAACUGCCCCUCCUAACCUAAGUCUGAGAGGAUUUGAGGUCAUAGACGAUGCUAAAACAAAGCUCGAAGCUGCCUGCCCGGGCGUCGUUUCUUGUGCUGACAUUCUCGCUCUUGCUGCCCGUGAUUCCGUUGAGCUGGCGGGAGGGAUAAGUUGGGCAGUUCCGACGGGACGGAGGGAUGGGAGGGUGUCAUUGGCGUCAGACACGGCUAAUCUUCCGAGUUUUACGGACACCGUUGACGUCCAGAAGCAAAAGUUUUCCGACAAAGGCCUCAACACUCAAGAUCUUGUGGCUCUCGUCGGGUCGCACACAAUUGGGCAGACAGCUUGCCAGUUCUUCAGCUACAGACUAUUCAACGCCAGUGCGGACCCUCCGGUAGACCCAUCAUUCCUCUCCAGGCUUCAGGCUCUCUGUCCCCAAGGCGGCGACGGCAACAAGCGGGUGGAUCUCGACGACGGCAGCGUCAUGAACUUUGAUAACUCUUACUUCUCUAAUCUCCAAAAGGGUCGUGGGGUUCUUGAAUCUGACCAGAGACUGUGGGCCGAUAUCUCUACCAAAACGUACGUUCAGCGGUUCCUGGGCCUCAGAGGGUUUCUUGGGCUUAGGUUCCCCUUGGAGUUUGGGCGGUCCAUGGUGAAAAUGACAAACAUUGAGGUUAAAACUGGGAGUGAUGGUGAAAUUCGCAAAGUUUGCUCUGCUACUAACUGAUCUUACUUGCAUGGGGCAAGGCCUUUUAUUAUAAUUCAUAUUGAUGUGAUGAUUUAGCAUUUUACCAUUUCAAUCAUCAUAUCUCAUGAUCAUAUUAAGAUAUGAUUUACAAUUUACCACUUUCCACUUCUUUCAUGAUUAAUUAUGAGCGCAAGUUGCAAUUGUAAUGGUUUCCCACAAAUAAAUACUCCAUCUAUUCCUAAUUCACUUCUCACUUUUGAUCUAAAAUUAAAUUAUCACUUGUAUCUUUGGUAAUAUUUGAGUGGUAAAAUCUCAUUUUACGGUUUUACCCCUAUGGGAAUUAUAUUACUCGGUAUUAA
This is a messenger RNA of Cuscuta europaea, 1433 nucleotides long. Lineage: Eukaryota; Viridiplantae; Streptophyta; Magnoliopsida; Solanales; Convolvulaceae. The record is from the annotation of a GenBank genome assembly.